This is a messenger RNA of Drosophila guanche, 603 nucleotides long. RefSeq lists its product as uncharacterized. The transcript is spliced from 2 exons. The record is from RefSeq and is a predicted model, not a curated record. NCBI's taxonomy places the organism in Eukaryota, Metazoa, Arthropoda, Insecta, Diptera, Drosophilidae. The coding region runs from base 110 to 499 and encodes 129 amino acids.
UUUUAUCGACUGGGACUGUCAAGUCCCAGAUACGAGUUCGAUACAGCUGGAUACAGUUUUAGUCAUUAAAGUCCAUACGUUGGGACUUACCCAGCUGAUAUCUUUAACAAUGGGCAUGCUGAAUGCUGUCAUGAUUUUAUGGUGUGCCAUGCUGAUGGUGGCGCAACCAGGGAAAGGCCAGGGCCAGGGCCAGGGCCAGGGUACGUGGGGCAUGCUCUCGGAUGAUGACCAUGCCAAAGUCAAAGAUACGGGAUCGUGGAUGAGUGAAGAAACUGACGGAACCACCAUGGCCAUGCCAACAGGCAGUCCAGAUGAGGAUUACAACAUUUUUGGCGUUACCGAAGCAGCACCUAAAGGCAGAUUGACAGCAUUGAAGGACGAACUGGAGACAUUUGGAGACGAGCCCAAGGAAGUCAUUGGAAAGGAAGGCACCGCACCUGUGCUCACCUGUCCCGUUCGCCAAGAGCCUCAUGGCAAUCGCAAAGGCGAUCAAAUUUGAUCAUUUAGGUUUCUAGAUAUAAGUAGAUAAUAGCGAGUAGGAUAUUAGGUUGAUAGGUAGCUAAGACUAAGACUUCGACAUGUUCUUGGGGGUCACAUCCAAAU